AAUGGUCGUCAGACGUGUCAAACGGUACCCGAGAACUGUUUGGUUUAUGGAGUCGUCUGCUUUAAUAUUGAUAUACGAAGAUAUUUGUAAAGAAGUGUACAAAGAAGGCGCAUUUUAGCACUGACAGGUGUAUAUGUAUGUAUGGCCUGGUCGGUCACUACAGUGUGACUGUGUCACUAAUUAAGACUACUGGCGCUGCCCUAUGUCGUAUAUAUAAACACCACAGAGUAACAGUCUAUAUUAUGAAAACAAUGUCGUAAACGUACUUAGGAAACAGAAACGCCAGUUGUUCCCUAAUGGACGCGCCUUGAAUAGUUGUGACGUAUCUGGCCACGGCACAUAUCUCUGCCCCAGGGAUUCACCACUGAACAAUAACCCCCGACUCCCGGGAAAUCACAAGACCCCGGCAGUUGGAUUAAUCAAGAUUGGCACGGUCCUCGACAGUCAUACCCCACCCGGCCCUGAGGGAAUCUCCGUGGACCCCGGGCCGAGUGGGCAAGCGAAACAUCCUGGGGCCAAGGGAAUGACCGAGGACACCCCGGAGUUCACCGAUAUAUUGGCUAUAACCUCAAAGAUGGGGUGUGGCUCCAGCAUGGACUCCUUUGACGAGCCCAAAACCGUGGUGGUGUUCGGGGCGACUGGGUUAUUAGGAGGAUCAGUUGCACGUGCACUAUUGAACGAUCCUUUCAAGUUCAGGGUCAGGUGUGUCACGCGGAAAAAAAAUAGUGACAAAGCGCGGGAGUUGGCGGAACUUGGUACCUACGGUGCUGUGAUAGUAAAUGCUAACCUUGACGACACCAAGUCACUGGAGAAGGCCCUGGCCAAUGCGGACGCUAUGUUCCUCACCACUCACUUCUGGGAGGAGAAGAACAAACAGAAGGAAAUUGUACAGGGCCUGAACGCCAUUGACGCUGCUGUCAGCUGUGGUGUCUCCCACAUCAUCUUUAAUGGCUCAGAAAAUGUUAAAAAGUUGAUCGGGCGAGACUGCAAUCAUCUUGACUCCAAGUUUUCUAUUGAGGAAUAUAUCCGGGAAGUCGACACAGAAGAAGGAGAAGGCAGGGCACCAACGUCGCCAGAUGACGAAGACAAAACCCUCGGUCUAAACUACACAAUUCUCCGUCUGCCGUUCUGGUACGAGAAUUUCUACACUGUCUUCAAGCCAUACAAACUGAAGUAUGGAGUAUACGCUUUAGCACUGCCCUUGGAAGAUGGUGCACUCGACUGUAUGGCUGUAGAAGAUGUGGGAGAGUGUGUUUAUGACAUUCUGUGUAAGCCCAGGCUUUAUUAUGGUAAGACGUUAGGGCUGUGUGCUGACCGACUGUCCCUGGCUAAUGUGGUAGACAUCUUCAACAAACACUUUGACACCAUGAAGUUUAAGGAUCCAAAAAUGAAGAUUCGGGAUUACGAGAACUUCAAGUUUUCUGGUGCAAAGGACCUUGCUGCCAUGUUCGAGUUUUACAAGGAUGGCACCUGUGUACGGGAUAUCAAACUGACGAAGAAACUCAACUCUCGCAUAAAAUCAUUUGAUAAAUGGAUGGACGAGAAUAAGGACUAUGUAGAAGAGGCAAUUCGUGUAGACGAAGAACUCGACCAAGCAUGAAUGGAAGUCUUAACGCCCUUCGUGUGAAAGGGUGGUACAUUUCCCUGUGGACUGGUAGUCAUGAAUGCUUAUCUGUGAUAGCACGCCAAAUUUAAAUGGUCAUUUUUGUUCAUGACUGGGAGAACACAUACCGGUACAUGUAAUUGCAUCAUUACAUUUAGGAUAAAUAUUGCUUAAUUGAGGAUAAAGGGAAAAUAAUUAUAAAAAUUUGCCAUUUCAAUUGAUCAAGAAAAAUCAGCAGCCUCGAUGAAAAUGACUAUAAUUUGGUGACGUCAAUUUCAUCCUUUGAUUACUGUCACUUGAAAAGAACUAUGAAUGCUUGAUCACUUCAUUGUCUUCAUCAAGAGAACCCCAACUCUUGGGUUGUUUAGACUAAAAUGUACAUCCAUUUGACAGCAAUAACGAUAGCUGUCAAAUUUAUAUUUACAAUAAAUCAAAUGUUAUUUAAAGACAGUUUGUAUAUCAGUAAUCCUGGUGGCCAAAGCUGGUGACUUUUUUCUGAUGACAUCAGCGCGACUUACUGACUGCUUGCAUGGGUCUCUUAGCCUGAAAUUUGAAUCUCAAUAGAAUUUGUAAAUAAUGUAUUAAAGAUCACUACAUAUGUAUGACAUAUCCCCACAACACCCUCCUUCAUACUCCAGGGGUUACGCUCACUUACACUCUCUGCACCCCUGGAAUAUCGCAUAGCAAAAUUGAAGGUACAAAAAUAGCUAUUUGAUUGGUCUCAGGUAAAUAUCCUGACCAAUCGCUAGGCUGAUACCUAUCCUUUGAAGAUUACAGAGGAUUAACAUUCGACUUCAAAAUCAGUCAAGUUUACUGUUAUGCGAUCGUGAGAUUCUUUCAAUGUUCAUCAAAGGAUCAAAUCAGUCUCUUGUCUCAUCCAAAAAGAGGAUACACUUUGCCUUUGAUUAUGUCAUGACAUAUUGCAGGGGUGUAGCGUUCAGCAGAGUUCUAGAUGUUAUACUCCGUCCAUGCAAUAGAGCGCGUACGACACGGAAUCCGUGACACUUAUGUAGGUAGAAUUGUCAUAAUCAAUACUAACAUAUUUUGUUAACUUGCAUUUGAACUAACUAUAACAUGUAUUGACUCCUUUUAAAUCUAAUUUAUCAUUUGUUGUUUGUUUACUUAAUGCUGGUUAUAAUGAGGUUAGAGGAAUGUGAAAGUUGUACAUUAAAUUCCACAAGGAAUCUAUAUAUGGAAAAGAAAAUGUGAAAUAUUUGAAGUUUUUCCUCAAAACUAACUCUAAUGCACAUGUUAUUUUGUUAAUGUAAUUAAAUACAUUUGAAUAAUGCUAAUAAAAUUGAC
This is a messenger RNA of Mizuhopecten yessoensis (Yesso scallop), 2905 nucleotides long. RefSeq names its product nmrA-like family domain-containing protein 1. Lineage: Eukaryota; Metazoa; Mollusca; Bivalvia; Pectinida; Pectinidae. Bases 524 to 1600 code for a protein of 358 amino acids. The record is from RefSeq and is a predicted model, not a curated record. The transcript is spliced from 11 exons.